UGUGAGUUUCAGCUCUCUUCUCUGACAUGGCCCUUCCCCGUUCAUGUCCCUCCUCAUCUUCCUUGUUCACAUUCUUGCUCAUAUCUGCAGAUCACCUGCAACUUCACUCAACAGCACCUUUCUCUUCAAUGGCUUCCGCCCCUCAGACCUGAACCUACCCGACUCUGCAACUGUUACGAGAACGGGGGCUCUUUCCCUGACCAACGGUCACCUUGCCACGAAUCCAGGCAUCAAAGGCCACGCGUUCUACCCUGCCAUUCUGCAGUUCAAAAAGCCUCCUGGUGCUAAGAAAACCCAAUCGUUCAGUACCCGUUUCGUGUUCGAAAUCGUAUCCCAGUUCCCGGAGUCAGGCGGCCAUGGCUUAGUAUUCGUCCUGGCGCCGGCCACCAACUUCUCGCAGGCCACCGGAGGCAGCUACCUUGGCCUUUUCAACCGGGAGAACAACGGAAACCCAGCCAAUCAUGUAUUUGCAGUUGAAUUCGACACGGUUCAACAAGAAAAAAUGAAUGACAAAGGUGGAAACCAUGUGGGCAUCGACGUGAACGGUGCGAACUCCAGUUUCUUGAAGCCUGCCACUUACUAUACAGAGUUUGGCAAGAAAGAAAAAAUGGUUCUUGACUGCCAGACCACCAUUCAGGCAUGGAUAGAGUAGCAUGUCACC
Messenger RNA from Nymphaea colorata (pocket water lily), 661 nucleotides. RefSeq names its product L-type lectin-domain containing receptor kinase SIT2. The coding region runs from base 44 to 652 and encodes 202 amino acids. Gene Ontology annotation, molecular function: carbohydrate binding. NCBI's taxonomy places the organism in Eukaryota, Viridiplantae, Streptophyta, Magnoliopsida, Nymphaeales, Nymphaeaceae. The transcript has a single exon. The record is from RefSeq and is a predicted model, not a curated record.